Messenger RNA from Sarcophilus harrisii (Tasmanian devil), 6726 nucleotides. RefSeq names its product fibrosin (gene FBRS). The record is from RefSeq and is a predicted model, not a curated record. The transcript is spliced from 18 exons. NCBI's taxonomy places the organism in Eukaryota, Metazoa, Chordata, Mammalia, Dasyuromorphia, Dasyuridae. Bases 2176 to 5091 code for a protein of 971 amino acids.
GGAUGAGGGGUAGAGGCCAAGGGAUGCUAAGUGACUUAAGUUACUGUCGCAGGUAUUUUGUGGCCAAGCCUGGGAUUUGAACUCAGGGGUUUGUCUGGUGAAGAGUAUAGUGUAAUCAGAGACUUGGAGUUGGGAAAGUGUGAGAUGUUCGAAGCCCUUUGGAGUAACUUAUCGUGGCCCAAAUGUCACAGCAAAUUGGUGCUUCCUGGAAGUUACCACUUUUCUUGCACUGGGAAAGUCACCCUAGGGAGGAGAAUCUCCAGGGGCUUUCUGAAGCUGGAUUUAAAAGGUCAUUCUAUUGUAGCAUUUGAUUAGGGAUGAAUAUUUUGUAAAUCCUUUCUAAAGUGACUUGGUCUUUGUGGACCCCUCCUCCCUCCUACGAUGGCACGGUUCUGGAGGCAGAGAAAGGGCAAGGUGGCUCCAAGCUCCCGUGCCCAUUCCCCUACCCCCAUGUGAACCCCCGGAACGGCGGGCCUCAGGAAAUCUGCGCCCGAAGCAGCCAGACGGCUUCUUUCUCCCCUUCCUGCGGCCAGGCCGGGAGCACGAGGUCGCGUUUAAAAACGUUUCUCCCCUCCCCCCUUCCCCCUUGUCUCGGAUAAAACUGGGCUUGUAUCUGGGCGCCCCAGUGGUUGGACCAGGCUCGAUGGAGGUGGGCCGAAGCAACUGCGCAUGUGAAAUGAGAGGAAGAAACUACCCCGAGGAGAGGGGAACAGAGGAGACUUGGUUCAGUCCGCGUCCACGCACUGUGGAUUAGCCAACCGACUCGAGCGACGUGCGCGCGCCACCUCCCAGUUACGCAAGGCCUCCGUCAUCCGGAAAGCCCAAUCAAAGAGCAGCAGGAAGGGGCGGGGGAGCCGGGGAACCGGGACCAGAUAUACGUAGAACUAAUCAGGAUUCGGGAAAAGGAAAGGGGAGGGGUCAGCUCCUCACACGAUCCAAUUACUUUUCCUUGGGCCACCGAUCUCCACCUAGACUCUCUUAUUACGAACGCCGUCUUGGCCUAUCAAAGACCGAGUCCUCCUGAGGGGAGGGAAAAGAGGAGGAGAAGGCGAAGGAGACGGAGAGAGAGGAGGGGCGGGGGAGGGGAGAAGAAGAGAGAACCUAAAGACAACGGGAGAGCGCGAUCAGCACCCCCGCCCUUUCAACGGCCGCUCCCAGGCCCUUAAAGGGGCAAGUCAGGGAGAGAAGAAGGAAGAGAAGGGAAGAAGGAAGGACUUUUUAUGUCGGCGGAAAGCAAAGCCAUUCCCCAUCACCAUUGCCUCACAUCCGGGGAUUUGGGGGCUGCCCCUUCAGCCCCGCCCCCCCUCACGCCUUUCAUGGCGACCGGAGGAGGAGGCUGGAGAAACUGGGCUCAGAGGAGGCCCCUUUAAAUUUUCUUAAAGGGGAGGUUGCUGUACUCGGAGGACACCAACGUCUAUCUUAAAGGGGAAGCUGCCGGACAAGAGCUGCCAAAUCACGGACAGGGCCGUCGCAAAGACUAGGGAGAAAGUGACUUCUCAUCUCUAUCUUCCUCCCCAGGCCUUUUAAAUUCGGCUUAAAGGGGCGCAUGUGAAGGACUGUAAAUUAACUCAUUCCCUUAAAAGGGGUCAUUCGUGUCAUUAGGACCUUAAAAGUCUUGAAAUUAGCAGUCUUCGUUACCUGAAGGGUCUUAAAUCCUUUUAAAGGUUGGGCCUGCGUCUGUCUUAGAGCUUUCGUGCCGUUUGUAAAGGUUUGAACCUUUUCCUCAGGAGGACUUGAAAACCACCCCUCCCAGGGGGAAGUCCGCUGCUCUCGGAGAAGCACAAGGCUUUCUUAAAGGGACUGCUGCUGCUGGCAAACUUCAAAGUCUCGUUAAAGGGGUGGUUUCCCCCUUCUCCCUCAGGAGGACAUUAAGCUCCUUUUAAAGGGGUGACCUACACCGCCCGGAGGACUCUGAGCCCGUUCUUAAAGGGGUGGUGCCGGCUCCCAUCUUCCUCAGGACUUUCGGCUCCCUCUUUAAAGGGGCGGCCCCCAGCUUUUCGCCGGGAGGACUGUAAACCCCGCCUUAAAGGGGAGGCUGUGGCCCUCUCUUCCUCUUCCUCCUCCUCCUCCUCCUCCUCCUCCUCCUCCUCCUCCUCCUCCGUCUGUAGCCCCCGGGGUUCCGGGCUUGAGGGGUGGCUCCGGUUGCUCCCGGAUGCGGGGCUGAGGGCGGUCACCAUGGAGACCGCGGCGGCCCCGGCCCCGGCCCCCGGCCCGCCGGGUUGGGGCGGCGAGGGUGCCUCUCAGCCGCGGCGGCAGCGGCGGUGCUCGCGGCGGGACCGGGAGCGGCGGCGCCGGGGCGGGGGACGGCGGGCGGCUGCCGGGGACGCGCCGCGGACGCUCCUGGGGGCGGCCUCGGCGCUGCUGCCUUCGUCGUCGUCGUCUUCCUCGCCCCCGCCCCCGCCACCCCCGCCGCCGCCGCCGCCCCCAGCCCGGCCCUGGUCGUCCGCCUCCUCGGGGGAGCGAGGCAGCCCCCGGGGAAAGAGGCGGCGGCGCCGGCCCCCCCGACCUCGGGGCAGGAAGCGGCCCCCCGGCUCGGGCAGCCGAGGGGAGGAGGAGGACGACGACGAGGAGGAGGAGGGCGAAGAGGAGGAGGAGGAGGAGGAGGACCUCAUCGAUGGUUUCGCCAUCGCCAGCUUCGCCAGCCUUGAGGCCCUGCAGAAGGAUGCAUCCCUUCAGCCCCCAGAGCGACUGGAGCAUCGGCUAAAACAUUCCGGAAAGCGGAAGCGGGGGGGUGUAGGGGGGGGCCGAGGGGAGCCAGGAGACAGCUCAGACCGGGAAACUGGCCGGCCCCCAGGGGACCGUGCCCGAAAAAGGUCUAGCAAGCGAAGGAGGAAAGAGGCCUCCUCCCGAAACUCUCUGGAAGCCGGAUACAUAUGUGACGCGGAGAGUGACCUGGACGAGAGGGUCUCUGAUGAUGACCUCGAUCCAUCGUUUACUGUCUCAACCAGCAAAGCCUCGGGCCCCCAUGGCAACUUAAAUGGGAACUGUGAAGCGAAACUCUCUGUGAUCCCCAAAGUGUCGGGGCUGGAGCGGAGUCAGGAGCAGCCCCCAGGACCCGACCCGCUGCUAGUGCCUUUCCCUGCCAAGGAGCCACUGCCUCCACCGGCCCCCCGACCCCCAACCACUCCCCCAGCCCCUAUGCCAGCCCCUGUCAGCCUACCACCCCCACCCCCACCCCAAUUGCAGCUCCGGGUUUCACCCUUCGGCAUCCGCUCUUCCACUUAUGGCAGUGGCCUGGACCUCAGCACUGGCAGUUCUUCGAGGCCACCUCCGAAGGCUCCUGCCCCUCCAGUGGCCCCACCUCCACCUUCUUCUUCUUCCUCUUCAUCUUCCUCUUCCUCAUCCUCAUCUUCUUCAGCUCAACUCUCCCAUCGGCCCCCAACACCCUCCUUGCCCUUGCCUCUGGCCAGCCAUGGCUUUCCCCCUACUGGGCUACGGGCACCACCUCCACCACCCCAUCCUGCUCUGUUCUCCCCUGGUCCUACUCUACCCCCACCCCCACCUUUGCUGCAGGUGGCAGGCCACCCUGGGGCUGCGACGGCCAGUGCCCUCUCUGAGCAGGAGCUGAUGCGGCAGGACCUGAGCACUCGGUUCCUGAGCGCCCAGGGAGGCCCCGAGGUGGGGGGGGCAGGGGGCUCAGCCCGGCCCCUGGCCUUCCAGUUCCACCAGCACAACCACCAGCACCAGCACACCCACCAGCACACCCACCAGCACUUCACCCCCUACCCUCCUGGCUUGCUGCCCCCCCACGGCCCCCACAUGUUCGAGAAAUAUCCAGGAAAAAUCGAAGGCCUUUUCCGGCAUAACCUCUAUGCGGCCUUCCCCCCUGCUGUCCCUGGCCUCCCCCCUGGUCUGCCUCCUGCUGUUUCCUUUGGUUCUCUGCAGGGGGCUUUCCAGCCUAAGAGCACGAAUCCAGAACUGCCACCACGACUGGGGCCGGUCCCCAGUGGGCUGCCCCAAAAGGGGACACAGAUUCCUGACCAUUUCCGCCCCCCACUGAGGAAACCUGGGAAGUGGUGUGCCAUGCAUGUGCGAGUGGCCUAUAUGAUCUUGAGGCACCAGGAGAAAAUGAAGUUAAUGCAGGGUGAUCCUCAUAAGCUGGAUUUUCGGAACGAUCUUCUACCCUGUCUCCCCGGGGCCUAUGGAGGUCUUCCUCCUGGGCAGGAGCUCUCUCACCCAGCUUCCCUCUUCACUGCAACAGGUGCUGUCCAUCCUGCUGCCAACCCUUUCACAGCAGCUCCCGGGCCCCCUGCAUCCUUUCUAAGCCCUGGUACCCAUAUUGAUCCUUUUGGGCGUCCUACCAGCUUUGCGUCCUUGGCUGCCCUCUCCAAUGGGGCCUUUGGGGGCCUGGGCAGCCCUACGUUCAACACUGGUGCUGUCUUUGCCCAGAAAGAAAGCCCAGGGGCUCCUCCUGCCUUUGCCUCUCCUCCUGAUCCAUGGGCCCGGCUGCACCGUGGUCCCCCUGCCUUUCCUGCCUGGGCCCGACCCCCUGAGGCUGCACGGACGCCUGGCUCGGACAAAGAACGUCCAGUGGAGAGGCGAGAGCCCUCAGCCCCAAAAGAGGAGAAAGAUAGGGAUCUCCCAUUUUCCCGACCACAGCUUCGAGUUUCCCCAGCCACCCCCAAGUCCCGGGCCGGGGAGGAGGGGGUAAGACCCCCCAAGGAGCCUGUGAGGGUGAAGGAAGAGAGGAAGGAGGAGGUCCCUGGGCCUCCCAGCCUACACCUGCUUUUUGAUCGGCCCCGACCACCCCCCUUCCUGGGUCCCAGCCCUUCUGACCGAUGUGCCCCCUUCUUGGAGCCCUGGCUGCCAGGUCCUCCACGCCUGGCCCGACCCCCACGAUUCUAUGAGGCUGGGGAGGAGCUGGGAGGGGCAGGAGCUGUGGCCACAGCUCGUCUCUACGGUCUGGAGCCUACCCAUCCACUACUCUAUGGUCGCUUGGCCCCCCCACCUCCUACCGCAGCUCCUGGGCCCCCUCAAUUGCUUAGCAAGACACCUCCUGGGGCCCUGCUGGGGGCUCCACCCCCCUUGGUGCCCGCCCCUCGGCCUGGCUCCCCCCCUAGGCCACCAGGGCCACCGAGAGCUGACAGGUGAGGGGAGGGGCUGGGGGUAGAGCUCCAUUUCCCUCCCCCCCUUUUUCACUUCCCCACCCAGCCUUAGGGUGGAGAUUGUGACCCUACUUGGGAGGGCAAAGGUCAUGGCCCCCAGGCUUCUGUGGAAUUGUUGUGGGGUCAGAGGUCACUACCCCAGCCAUGGGAUCAUACUGAAAAUAGAGGUCCCAGACCUACACCCCCCCCUCCUCCCCCCCCCCCCCAGGGGUUAAGUGCAAGAGCCACUCUCUAGAGGGAUGGGGUCACCUGGAGGGCAGAGGUUGUGACUACCUGCGAGGCAGUGCUGUUCCCUCUCCUUUUCUCCCCAUUCCCUCCCCUUUCCCCUUUCAAGUCUGGGCUCCCUCAGAGGGUCCCAUGGAUGCUAAGCCUCCUGACAGCCUCCUGUAGGCUUAUCAAGCCUGAGGCCAAAGUCACACACACCUAGGCCUCUUGUUUCCCCUUCCCUACUGGGGGGAAGCAGGGUGGGGCUGCUGGGACAUCAGACGUCACCAGUGACCCUCCUUCAUAGGGUCAGAGAAGAUGGGGGGGUUAGGGGGGGAGGGGGGUUCCCUGUACAUAUUUAUCUCCCCUUCCACGUGGCCCCCCCAGGUGUUUUGUACAUUUUUACAGGGGUGCCCCCUCAGCCCAACCCCUUUUCCCCCCUCCCUUGUUUAAUUAAAUCCUCAGACUGGUGCUCUGUUCCCAGCCUCUCGCCUCUCUGUCUGGGGGGAGGGGGGAAAGAAGGGAAGGAAAGGGGAAAGCCUGGUGGGGAGUUGGGGUUGGGAACCCAGCAGGAGGUACCAGGGACUUGGCUUUAUUUUCCUCAGGAAAUUGGUGAUUUACAUGAGGGACAAACGUGGGAAUGGCCUCCCUGAGUCCUUCAGUUGGGCCAGGAUGUAUGGAAUUAAUCUCACCCUGCCAUUCUAGGAGGAAGGGGAAAGUCCUCUUUGAUUGGCUGGCAAGGCCACUUCUCUCCAGCCUUAUAUCUUGUUUCUUUGUCGUCCCCAGGCUUCUGGUAGCCUGAAUUCUUAAGCCUCAGAAUUUCUGUCCCUCUCAAUGUGUAGGUCCUGGUGCUCUGGACCAAGCAUCCCCUGGGAGUCAGUUUUCCUAUUCCCAAGAAUCUUGGGGGGGCCUGCUGUCCUAAGGCAGAACUUGGUGUCUACCUUUAUGCUGCUUCCUCCCCUCAGAGUCCCUGAAUUCCCUGGCAGGGAGGCUGAAUUCAUCAUGUCCCACAGACCAAAGAACAGGGGAUGGAGCAGAGCAAGGCAGGCAGGUCCUCAGAAGCUACCUGCCUUCCUGAACUCUUCCUAACAAUAACCCUAGUCCCAGCCUGGCCUCAGGGAGUUGCAGGUACCCCUAUGUUCUGGGCCACCUUAGAAACUAUUAAGGUGGUGGGUUUGUUUCAAAACAAAGAUAUUCAGUUGGCUCCCUCCAUGGGGUAAACGGGGGAUGUUGGCUCUGUAAUAUUUGCGGAUAUUUAUAUAAAAAAGGAGUGUUACAAUGCAGCUUAUCUUCCUCCUCAUUGACUGUAUGCCUGGGAUUGUGGGAGGAGGGAGGAAAAGGGUAUCCAACCUGGGUGGUAUGCACCAGGGGACAAACUUUUGAGAACACUGACUGAGAUUGGGGGUAGGAGGUAGAC